AUGGACAAUGUUCUAUCAUGGGUCACCGACGCAGCACCUCCAAAGGCCACUUUUUCCGUUGACCAAAUUCCAGAUCUGACAGGAAAAGUAAUCAUUGUGACUGGUGCCAAUACGGGUAUCGGGAAGGAGACUGCAAAAGUUCUGCUCGCACAUGGCGCAAAAGUUUACAUCGCGGCCCGCAACCAGGCUGCCUCAGAGGAGGCUAUCCGUCAACUGAAGCAGGAGACCGGAAACGAGGCAAUAUUCUUGAAACUUGACCUUGGAGACCUAAAGGCAAUCAAGGCAUCUGCUGAAGAGUUCCUGAGCAAAGAGACACAGCUACAUAUCCUUCUAAAUAACGCUGGUGUUAUGGUACCCCCCAUCGAGCUAGUGACUGCAGAUGGCUACGACCUCCAAUUUGGAACGAAUAUCCUUGGCCACUAUUACUUCACAAAGCUUCUGCUCCCCAUUCUAACCUCGACGGCUAAAGUCACUUCUGAGGGAAAAGUCCGCGUUGUAAACGUCGCUUCCUGCGCCCAUUUAUUUGGAGGUCUCGAUUUUAACACCUUCAAAGAUAGCCCGGCUCGAAGGAAAUGCUCAAAGGGCAAACUCUACAACCAAAGCAAAUUCGCAAAUGUCGUGUUCGCCCUUGAAUUGGCGAAACGAUAUGGAGACCAGGGUGUUAUUUCGACGGCACUGAAUCCUGGCAAUAUCAAUUCGGAUCUGCCGCGUCACGCUGCGGCACAACUUCCAAGUAUUGUGUUACUGUAUGAUGUGUCGCAAGGCGCCCUUACGCAGUUGUAUGCUGCUACGUCCCCAGAAGCUGCUAGCUUGAAUGGCAAGUAUCUUGUGCCAUGGGCUCGCGUCAGACCGCCUAGGCAGGAAACCCAAGACCCUCAACUCGGCAAGGCGCUAUGGGAUUGGCUGGAGGAGCAAGUCAAAGAUGUAUGA
This is a messenger RNA of Suillus plorans, 930 nucleotides long. RefSeq lists its product as uncharacterized. The coding region runs from base 1 to 930 and encodes 309 amino acids. Lineage: Eukaryota; Fungi; Basidiomycota; Agaricomycetes; Boletales; Suillaceae. The transcript has 8 exons. The record is from RefSeq and is a predicted model, not a curated record.